AUGGAGAGAGGUGAGAUUCUGUUUCCGCCGCUGCUAUCGAUUUUCACCGCUUGGAUCCGGCUUAUCGGUGGCUACCAUAGCACCGGCGCCGGAUCCCAUCUGUUUCUUUUGUCUUUAGUUUUGUAUAUUAGAUCUCCGGCGAUUCGCGGUGGUCCUCCUUGUGCUCGGUUUUGGCUUAGGUUUGUGAGGAUUUUGCGCUGGGAAGAAGGAGUCUCCGUUUCAGGUAGCUCUCGAUUGGAAGGGGAUGCAGGGCUGGAUCUGUUCGUCGUGACGAGGGUUCUGGGUUUGUCGAUUCUGCUUCUAGUCUCUAAUUCCGGAUUUGCGCUUAUUGCCGUAUCUGGUUUUGGUUUGGUCUUUAUAUUGGUCCUCUUUUUAGGAUUCGGUUAG
This is a messenger RNA of Arabis nemorensis, 387 nucleotides long. The record is from the annotation of a GenBank genome assembly. NCBI's taxonomy places the organism in Eukaryota, Viridiplantae, Streptophyta, Magnoliopsida, Brassicales, Brassicaceae.